UAGCGUUGCCAACACCUGUCUAGGUGAGCCGGCAACGCGGACUGCUGCAAUCCAAAUCUGCCGCGACGGCGCGAGGCGGGCGCAUGCGUCGUACGUUCCAAAAAAUAAAUUCUCCCGCACUGCUCGCUGUACGCUCGUCGGCGCUGCGUGAAAAUUACGGCCGCGAGUGUUUAUGGGGUGUGGUCGUGAGUGGAUGCAGUGAUCGCUCGGAGAAUGUGUCCAGGGCUGCGUCCGGGCCCGGCCUAGCCAACGGCGGCGGCAUGGCGCCGCGCGCCGCCCGCGCCUGUCAUCCCUAUAACGCACCAUGACCGACCUGCAGGCAACCUUCGAGUUCUCCGUUGAACUGUACAAGUUCUACAAUGUCGAUCUCUUCCAACGGGGGUUCUACCAAGUACGCAUCGGUUUACGAGUCUCGCCGAAAGUACCGGUGCAUAUUGAGGCUUCUGUAUCGAGUGGCAAUGGAGCGGCGAGGACGGGGAGGCCGGCUGCCGCCGCCUGUCUCAUUGGAGGCCUGGCUGCCUCUAGAACCUUCCAGAUUAUGUACAGAAAUGAGGAGAUCACUUUGCGGGACAUUGUACACUUCAGAGCGCAUUUGCUAGUUGACAGUCGCAAUCUAAAGGAGUCUCUAGAGAGAGCAGAAUGGAGCCUUGGAGUGGAAUUGUGGUGCAGCGAAGGUGUCCAGUCCAGUACUUUAGCACCUGUCUCCUGCCGCGUGCUGAAACUCCACUUCCAACCUUCGAACGGCUUGCAUUAUCAUUUACCUGUGCUAUUCGACUAUUUCCACCUGUCAGCUAUCUCUAUCACCAUUCAUGCAAGCCUGGUCGCGUUGCACCAACCUUAUAUAAAGAAAAGUAUCAUGCAUUAUGUUCAAAGUUGUACGCCUCGAUCCAGCAAACAAUGGGGUAAACUGAUGAAAAGCGCAGGAGCGAGCUUCAACGCUUCUGGAAGCUUCGAGAAUAUUCUUUUCGGUUCUGGUGGCAAAUGUGCUGGUGGGAAUUCGAGCAAAAUUGCACAUGCCAGACAAGUACAUGCUGAAGUUUGUGGCAUUCUUCUUGGAUCAUUAGAAGGCUUGCAGAGUGCGUUAGCUGUAUGUGGUUCCACUGGAGUAACGUUAACUCCAGAUGAAUCAUCUAACUCCAUUGUCGGUGAAGUCGCUCAAAGAAUGACAGAUAUCGGCGAUCUUUGUAAGAAAUCAGACGCUGGUCAAGAAGAGGAGUGGGCGAUGGGGGCAGCACAUGAUAUAGCGAGGUUAUGUGCUGAGGUGACUCUUAGAUGGCGUGCAUUCUUACACCACACCUCCGAUAGACCACACGUGCAUCAUGCGCUAGCUGCUAGACAUCACGCUCUUCGUAUAAAGCGAUUCGCUGAGUGCUUCUUUGUACUAGACAAUCCGCGGCACUCACUGGCAGGUUGCUACGAUAGUAAUUAUCAGUCAUAUCAAAGUGUAGGUGAUAUGGCGCGAAGAUCCCGAUAUCUAGCCCUGCUUCCACCUUUGCCUGUACAUUGCAUAGCAUUAGAUGGUGACCCACAUAUAAUGCCCAUAAUUUUUGAAGACAGAUAUCAAGACACAGCAGAAUUUGCUAGACGACGUUCUUUCUUAAACUCUAGUGCAAGUAAAUCCGGCAGUGAUCCGUUUUUAUGUUCCGAAUCGGUGGGGGAGGAUUGUGCUUGCAGCGUUAGCUCUAUGAUGGAUUCAAGGAGGCCUUCGUCAGAAGCGUCAAGAGUAACGUUAACACUACCGAAAAAUAUGGAUGUGUUAGAGCCACAAUAUACUACUGGGAAAGCAUCUUCAAACGUUGUACAAGCAACACUAACUUUGGCUCCUCAAAAAUCUGCACGUGGAUCACCAAAAAGAACUGUAGUAAAACAAAGCGUUGUAGAACUUACAAAACCCCACAAUAAAAAUCUGGAAAUUACAGGGCGAAACCGAUAUAUAGUUCAAAAUAAUAAAAUAACUGAAAUUCAAUUGCCACCAAAUAAUGCAUUUUCUUCUUGCUCCAUCCAACAAGGGCAGCAAUUAUCAAGAUAUUCCGCCUCAACACUAUUAGACAUCAAUGGUGCAAAAAACGCAAAUACACGUGCUGGCAAAGAUAAAUCUGAUCGCAAUGAAGUAUUCAGUCAAAAACAUGAAAUAACAAGUGGAGUUAGCACUUUGCCUGCGAGACACAGUAAGUCGUUGGAUCAACUACGAAUAUCACAAAAUAUGAUUCCACUAAAUGUUCAGACAUUGACUAAGAACGUUAGAAAUAACUCAAAUGCAUCAGUAAAUUAUCCUAAAACCUACGCAACUCCGCAGCAACCAAAACCAACCACACUUCCUAGAAGUGUAACAACUACUUCAUAUCCUACUAGUACAACUACAAGAUGUGCUUCUAAAGGGGACGACUAUAGAAGAAAUAUUAAUGAAUUCCGAGAAAAAUACAAAAACCCUUGUACGCUCAACAACCAUGGUGGCAACAAUGAUGUAUUUCAUAGCGUAGGAUAUAAUUAUAAUGGAACUAUCAAGUCGAAUUCAAACCAAAUUUACGGUUAUGCUUUCGGUAAUCAGGGUACAAUGCAAGUUAAUAAUAGUAUUCGUAAUCCGCUAGAAUUCCAAAGAGGCUAUUCUGUAAAUUUACCCCGUCCUAUGUUGCCUCCGCGUAAUUCUUAUCCACCGGUGAGUGGGAAAACUCAAGUGACUGAUAAAAGUAACUUAGUGUCAAGUAAGCAGCAUGUUCAUAGAUCUAAUUCUACGCAUGUGUUUCAUCAAAAUGUAGACUCUCAACAUAUAGACAUUGAAGCAGCACGAAAUCAACUUAGACACGAGCUCAAUUACUAUUUACAAAAAGGUGAUUGGAGCUAUGAUUUUACAACAGGAAGUCUUAUUCACAACUAUCAGAAAAAAUCUAGUAAAAGCAGUGAUGAUAGUGGGUUUGUUAUGACUUUAGAUAGAAGUAGUGAUGGUACAUCCAAAUCAACAUAUUCUAAGACCCCACCAUCAACUCCACAUUCAACUAUGGCCUCGGUCAGACAAAAAAGAAGUCGCUCAAAAGAAUCGAAACCAAAUCAGGCAGGCAAAGAAACAGCAAAAAUAAACUCCAGUCGUGAUUCAUUAAGCAGUCACCAUUCAAUAAGAUCAAGAGAUAGUAAAUCAGAUCGCCAUACAUCUAAAUCAGAUCGAAGCACUCCGAAGUCCGAUAGAGCUACUCCAAAAUCAGGUAAAGCAACACCUAAGUCUGGUGGAAUCACUCCACGAUCUGGUUUAGCUACACCCAAAUCAGGCAGGGCUACUCCGAAGUCUGGUUUAGCAACACCAAGGAGUGGAAGGUCAAGUGGAAAACCUGAUAAACGCUCCAAACAUAAACCCUCAGAGAAAAUGAGUCAACUUAUGUCGGAAGCUGCAUCUUCGUCGAGUGAUGAGAGUAUACCAUUUGAAUUAAGACGGUUGGAAUCCUCAGCUAGCGUUCCCUACAGUCUAGAUCAUGGCAAUGAAUUAAGACAUUGUAGAAGUGCAGCAUCCGUCUUAGAUGAGCCAAAUUUGAAUAAUACCUUUGGGUCUGAAUCACUCCCCAACUUAGCACCACCACCUGCUGCAUUUGACUCUCCGCCCUUAGAUAUCACAGAUAAAGAUUUUAAGAUAUUGCCUCCAGAGAAUUUUCUUAAUAAAGAGGAUAAACUGAGCUCGAGUUCUACUUCAAGCUUAAGUGAACAAAGCGGAUGGGUCUCAAGCGGAAGAAGUUCGGGUCCAUCAUCUCCGGAUAAUGGUAGUAGUGUAAACCAGAACGUUCCACCGCCCAUUAACCCAGUUAAUCCAAAAGAAAGUAAUAAAGUUUAUGAAACUCCUACUGAGGCAAGAAAACGAGAUAGUGAGAAAUUAAGGGACUUCAAAAGAAGUGUCCUCAAUGGCGAACAACUAAGAGAAAGAUUAAUGAAAUUAGCCGUAAAAGUUGAAGAUAAUGUGCCGGAGGAUAAAAUUGAGUGCUGUGAUAAAGAAGUCUGUGAAGAGUGUACAAUUUGUAGUGAUUCUAUAUGCACCGAUAGUCAGUGUGAAUAUAAUAAGGUAAUGCAAAGUAAUGGAAUUGAUACAGGCUGUACAUCUGAUACCUGUCCUGCCGCUUGUAAGCAGUGUUCAGAAGUUAGCAGUAAAGUUAAUCAACGACAUAACUCAUUCAGUGCGAUUCAAGGCAAAUCGUAUGCAUCGACUUCAAAAUCAAGUGAAGGGGCUGUGAAAAAAUCUCAAACAAUUGCAGAUAAUUUACACCCUUACAACAGAAAGGAGCUUCCUCCAAAGCCUGAACCACAAGCAAAAACAUCAAAUACAUUAGAUAAAACAAAGUUGAGAGACAGGAUUCAAUAUACAGAGAAACUAAUUGCAGCUGAAAUCCGAAGUUUGACCGUUGGCCGACCCUGUAAGAAUCAUAAAGGUGGUCCAAUUGCAGCAGUCCAAAAGUAUCAGGGUAAAGCAAAAUCAGAACUAAAUUUAAGCCAUUUUGAAGGAGACAAUGAUUAUGAGCAUUUGCCACCUCCUCAGCAGUUUAGAGAUGCCCCGCCACCUCCGGACCAAUUUAAGGACCCUCCGUCGAAAUCGCCUAUGCUCAGCCGACAAAGCAGUAAGUCGUCAACACCAUCCAAAUCCAAAAAAAUGGAACAGCCACCAAGUCUCCAAUUAGAUAAUCCACUAUAUCAUGUUUGUGAAGGCAUAAUAGAGAGGAGAAAGUUACGGCCUCAAAAAUCGUCAAGCGUGUCGGCCUCUUCAGCCACAAGCACUCUUAAUAAAAGUCAAAGCACGGGAGAGCUUGCUUCUAGAAAUGAAAAUAAUAAAGAGCGAGAAAGCAAUUUAGUGAGUAUAUUCGGCCUCGCGGAAUCGGAAAGACUGUUUGUAAAAUGUAGAGAUGAAUUUAGACAAAGUGUGAAAUAUCCUGGUGCAAUAUAUUCCGACUUCCCACCGGUCGAAAAUUCCUUGCCAUACUUUCAUAUCAGCGAUGAGUACAGAAUGUUCAACCCAGAAGGCCUUCACAUCAUUGUUUGUGUCCAUGGACUGGAUGGGAAUGCUGCGGAUCUGCGUUUAGUUAAAACCUACCUAGAGUUAGGAUUGCCUGGAGCUCGAUUGGACUUCCUUAUGUCAGAGCGAAAUCAAGGAGAUACAUUUUCCGAUUUUGAUACAAUGACGGAUAGGCUAGUUCAAGAAAUACUUACGCACGUACAGCACGCUGGUGAACCAGCGAGAAUGAGUUUCGUGGGACAUUCCUUAGGCACAAUUAUAAUUCGGUCUGCUCUGGCUAGACCACAAAUGAAACCUUUCCUUGGACGUUUACAUACAUUCCUCUCUCUUAGUGGUCCACACUUGGGCACGUUGUAUAACUCCAGUGGACUUGUAAAUGCAGGUAUGUGGUUUAUGCAAAAGUGGAAGAAGUCCGGCUCGCUUCUUCAAUUGUCUCUGCGCGAUGCAUCGGAUCCGCGGCGGUCAUUUCUAUAUCGGCUUAGUGAAAGGAGUCAGUUACACCAGUUCAAGCAUAUCCUGCUCUGUGGAUCUGGACAGGAUCGUUAUGUACCUUUACACUCGGCUAGGCUUGAGCUUUGCAAAGCGGCUGCUAAGGACACUUCGUUACUUGGACAAGCAUACAGGGAAAUGGUCCACAACAUGGUGUCACCACUUGCAGCUCGUGCGUCUUCAGUAGCGGUGGUACGUUAUGACGUUCAACACGCAUUGCCCCACACGGCCAGCGCUUUGGUUGGCAGAGCUGCUCAUAUCGCCGCUCUCGAUUCCGACUUAUUUAUAGAAAAGUUCCUUCUAGUCUCAGCCCUUAAAUAUUUCAGAUAAAGCACAAUGUCACUAUAAAUGUCGUUAUAAAUGGCAGUCAGGGGCCUUAGAAUACAUAGAGACGGACGUGAUUGUUAUCGUAAUAAAAUUUGUAUGUCAAAGAUCUAUGCAUGACCAUUCUCAUACAAAUAACAAUGACUUAAAUCACGAUGAUCAUAUCUAGGGUCCCUAAGCGCGAUUCCUUGGUUAUACUCGCUUGCAUUGAGGAAUUUUUAUAGGCUUUUAUGAUUACAUCUAUGGGUUGUACACUUAUAUCUAUUAUAAACUGUCCGGAACUUUAUAUUCACCGAUGAUAAAUUAAUUAUUACCUUUAUUAGAAAUUACUUUUGAAUCGGUUUUUUACUACUUAAGUGUAAUAUUUCCACUGAACAGCUUACGUCGUGGAUUGCGUCGCUACAAAUUCAAAAAUCUGCUAGAUUUAUACGUUUAGCAUUUUUAUCAUAAAUAAUUAUAUGACGUAAACCGUUCCUAGUUUAAUAUUAUUAUGGUUGUUAGAAAAACAUGGUGCACACUGCAAUUUUAUAAUUACAUAUUUCUAUGUUCUAAUAACACUCGUUUAUUUACUGCAAAAUACUCGCAUUUCAUGGCAUUUAUUCAUUGCACUAUUAAGUAAUGAUUUUAUAUUUAAUCCUAUAACUUAAUCUACAUAUUUGAUCCGGUGGUCGUCUGUCUACAACUGAUUUACCUCUAAGAUACAAGCUACGAUUAAGGGUAAUUAAUAAAAAAGAAGUAGAAGCGAUACUAAGCUCUAAGUAUGACUCGCGUAUGUCAAUACGCGUUUAUGACAUACGCUAGGUAUACUUAUCGCUAAACCUAAACCUUACCCACGCACCAUUAAUAAGAUUGCACUGGAUCAAACAAUGUAGAUACUUAAAAUAUUUUCAAGGAAUUAUAGGUGCGUAAUAAAAUAAAACAAUUUUAAUUAGGUAAACUCUAAGACGGAUCUUUACACCAAUUUAUUUAAGAGUAAGCAUAGCAACUGUAGAUAAUUGUAUUGUAGCUGGUAGGCUAAGAAUGACAUAAUAAUAAAUUUUAUUUAAUGAUUGUUGUGCGAACGGUGUCUUAGUCUGAGUGUCUUUGGGUAAGAUUGAGUCGAGACUAAUGCCCAAACCCAAUAACCUAUCUCAAUCUAUUUUUGAUCAAUGUGUGUGCCAAUAACCAAUCCACGGAUUUUAAUGGCCAUCUGUCGAUACAAGCUAUUCAUGGUAGGUAGGCAUCGGUCUAUGUGGAUAGAUCUUUGUAUGAAAAAGACAGUUCAACUGGGUCAAUAUCCUAUCAUAAGAUUUUAGUUACCAGUUUUUAAAGUAAUUAAAAAGCUAUUUGAUAUGUUUUAAACAUAUACAUGUAUAUUUUAAUAUUAUUUGUACGGUUAUAUUUACUUUAUUUGGUU
Molecule: messenger RNA, 7190 nt
Organism: Pieris rapae (cabbage white)
Lineage: Eukaryota; Metazoa; Arthropoda; Insecta; Lepidoptera; Pieridae
Exons: 17
Coding region: 305-5800 (1831 amino acids)
Source: RefSeq, a predicted model, not a curated record